UUACGUACAAAUAACACUACCUCACUAUGUGUGUACCUAUAUACACUGUGUGUCUCUACUGUCUCUGUUUUGCCAUGGAAAUGCUUUGAAUUAAUUCAAUAUUGGCGUCGUUGUGUGAUGAUGUGUUGUGUAAGCCAUCCAGCCAGCGUGCAUACGGGUCAGUAUAAACGUGCAUUUCAAUCAAUGAACCCAGGUGUGUUUAAUGACUGAAAUAGUUUUACAAUUCGCGUAAUCUCUGAAAAGGCACAAACGAUUUCAUUGUUCGGGGCGAUUUGACAAAGUGCUUUUUGAAUUGAGGUUUUUUGUUCGAUUGAUGUUGUGAUAAUCUUCGCUCUGAAUUCGCUCUAAUCAACGCGACAAUAAAUUAAAAAAUGUUCAAAUGCUGCCGGAUUUGUGGUGAAUCAGGUGUUGCACACACACGCUUAUGACUCAGAUGUUGUGUGGUGGUAGUGAAGUGAAUUGUAUUUGUUUACCUGAUUUGUGGCUGAUUGUUUUCAAGAGCAGUGACAACCGAACCGGAUUUAUGCUAAAUUUAAAAAUCCAAAAGAAUUUUGUGGUCUGAAAAAAAAAAUUUGUUUUUCGUUUUGACGUCCUUCGCAUUCCUUCAUUGCAUUCAAUUGUGAAAGAGUGAUAGUUUUGUGAGACACGACUAAUAUCUACAUCCAGAAAAGAUCGGCUCCAGUAACAACACCACACAUAGUGGUGAGUGAUAACCACUUGAAUUAUUACCUUAAGUGUUUAAUUAGAACGAGGAAGAAUUUUCUCAUAUUUAUGUGAUUGUGCAAAUGAGCAGUCAUUGCUUGGUUGGUAGCGUCUGAAAGAAGAAGUUUUUUUUUAUUAAAUCAACUUUAGUUGCGGGGAAAUACGUGUGUGCUGAUUUAACCGGUGAUUCCGUAUAAACAAUAAAGACAACAAAAACGCGAUACCAGUCACGAUGCAAGCAGAUACCAAUAGAACUGAAAUCUACACGAUAACAUCGGAUCAACAUGUUCAGACCAAGGGACAAGACAAUCUAGGACACGACAUUCCAGAACUACUACCAACUUCAAAUGGUUUCAUAGCGGUUCCCUUGCAAACCGAAUUCGAUCAGUCACAUUCCAUUCCACAGCCAUCGGCAGUUGAAAUGACACCAUUACCGUCGGGCCCACGGAUGGGCAGGAAAACAUCAUUUUUCAUUGACACACUUAUUGUACUUAUCGUUGCAUUGUGGCUGAUACUCAUCGAAGUUGGAAUAUUUCCCCACGUGCAGCGAGGAUUCUACUGUGACGAUCGAUCCAUUGCAUUCAAAUUCACCGGUGACACAAUAUCAACGGCUGUCAUCAUAAGCAGUAUUUUCGUGCCAUUCUUCCUCAUAUGGCUGAACGAGGCGAUUUUCUACAAACCAGAAUCGAUAAAGUGUACGCGCUUGAAACGAACGCUGACCGAAGCGCUCUUCUGGUUCAAGCAGUACAGCAUCGGCAUGGUGAUCCAUUUCAUCAUCAUUGACGGAUUGAAGGUGUUGGUGGGUGAGCUGAGACCACAUUUCUUGGAUACAUGUCAGCCGGAUGCGUUUUUUAAUUGCUCGGGAAGUGAGUUCAUCACCGAAUACACCUGCACCAACACAGUCGACAAGCAAUUUUUCGUCAGAGACAGUUCCAAGUCAUUUCCAUCCGGCCAUUCGUCAAUCAGUUUCUUCGAAGCAAUUUUCAUGAUAUGGUAUCUACAGAGACGAAUGCCACGCAUUCGCAGCCAAUUUCUGUUGCUGUUGCUGCAAGUGUUGCUUUUGUUCUGGGCGUGCGUGUGCUCCGUGUCGCGUAUAACAGAUCAUCGACAUCAUUGGUGGGAUGUGUUGGCCGGAUCAGCAUUGGGAGUUUUUUUCGCUGUAAUGACGUGCAUUUUCCUGUGUAGAGACUUCAAGCGAAAAUCACGCGCUCAGGAAGUUAUUCUUAACGGUAAUGGUGACGCACGGCACACAAGCGUACGGCGAUUGCUGUCGGAUAACAGUGUCAAGGAUGAAGUUACAAUGAAUCAUGUAGUCGUAACCUGAUUCCUGAGUUAUUUAAGUAUUUGAACUUUUCUACUUAUUUAGUCAAAAUGAAUGGGAGAGAGAGAGAGAGAGAGAGAGAAUGUAGAUUUUUGUGUGGAUGGGUGAGUGUGAGAGACAGUGAAUGUGCGAUUAAGAUUUAAUUUAUUUAUAACUCAGAGAAAUGCUAGGUUCCCAGCACUGCAAGCGAUAGAACAUGUACAGUACGUAUGAUGGGAGAAAAGAGAACAGCGAAUUGUGUCAAUUCUCUCAAUUAGUGAGAGAACCCAGAUGUCAUUCACGCGUUUGAUCUCAUGCAUUGCUGACCACUUGUAGCAUUUCUCUGCUUAUAGCUCUGAUGGUAUUUCUAUGUUGGGAUUUAGCAUUUUAAUAAUUUUAGUAUUUAUUUUACCUGGUAGCUGUAAACUCAAUUAAAUUUUAUCGUUGAACUGUAUAGAGACUGGACAAUCCAUAUAAAGUUCACACAAAAUGUGUGUAACGGAUUGGAAUGAUCCAGUUUCGUUGGAGUAGUUAGUUCGACAGAUUUUAAGAGCAAUGAGUGAAUUUAGCUAAGACACAAACCGAAAUAUUUGAAAAUUAAAAAAAUUCGGUCGAAAAACGGUUUACUUAAGCGGAGGAGGCCACGGUUUAUUUUUGGGAUUUUUUUUGAAAAUCUUGAAAAAUUCAGAAGACACUCCGAAUAAUUCGGAGGAAACUCCGAAUAAUUCGGAAAAAAUUCUGAAAAGAUGGCUAAGACUACGAAAAACCUGAAAUUUUUUCUAAGAUUUUCGGAAUUUGACUGGAAAUCGAUACUUUAUAACGAUCCAUAGUCAAACUGAAAUGGAUUUCGAAAUCUUUUAAACUUGUGUUGAAUGACACUUUUGCGUCCAAGCUCAACGAAUGAUCGCUCUUAAGUGAUGUCGAACAAUUUGGAUAUGACUUGCAUUCGAUAGCAAUAACUAUUUUAGUAUUCAAUUGUGUCUGUGUGUUUGUGAAUUAAUUUCCAUGUACUGAGUGUGUACGGUUGGGCUGUACUUGGUUUCAAUGAUGAAACGGUUACUCUUUUAUUGUAAGAUUUUAAAUUAUCGAAAAUAAAUUUACGAAUCGGCAUUCGUUUGAGUCGAAGCC
This is a messenger RNA of Bradysia coprophila, 3130 nucleotides long. Its product is annotated as phospholipid phosphatase homolog 1.2 homolog. Gene Ontology annotation, biological process: signal transduction; phospholipid metabolic process; phospholipid dephosphorylation. The record is from RefSeq and is a predicted model, not a curated record. Gene Ontology annotation, molecular function: phosphatidate phosphatase activity. Gene Ontology annotation, cellular component: plasma membrane. Lineage: Eukaryota; Metazoa; Arthropoda; Insecta; Diptera; Sciaridae.